AUGGGAGACAAGUCGGCUUACAUGAGCGCCGGCGGCUACUCGUCAGGAUACAUGGGCUCGAACGCCUCCUCGUCCGGAUACGCCCGUGAGGAAUACGCGAGCGGCGGAAGCGGCGGCAGCAACAACCAAUCGGCGGGAGGAUCCGGAGGAGGCGGCGGCGGCAACACGGGCGGACAGGUCUUCAAGGCCCGCACCGAUCAAUCGUGCUACUUGGGACCAUCAUGA
Caenorhabditis sp. 36 PRJEB53466 is the source of this 225-nucleotide messenger RNA. The record is from the annotation of a GenBank genome assembly. Lineage: Eukaryota; Metazoa; Nematoda; Chromadorea; Rhabditida; Rhabditidae.